Diospyros lotus (date-plum) is the source of this 1833-nucleotide messenger RNA. RefSeq names its product polygalacturonase At1g48100. Lineage: Eukaryota; Viridiplantae; Streptophyta; Magnoliopsida; Ericales; Ebenaceae. The record is from RefSeq and is a predicted model, not a curated record. Gene Ontology annotation, biological process: carbohydrate metabolic process. The coding region runs from base 203 to 1573 and encodes 456 amino acids. The transcript is spliced from 8 exons. Gene Ontology annotation, molecular function: polygalacturonase activity.
UGAUCAUUCCAAGGGGAAGGGCUCCUUGUAAUUUAGAAGGGAAUGGGGGCUAUUUCCAAGAGGUUCAACUACAUAAACUGUCCAUAACUACCUUGACUCCCAAGUUUGAAACAGAGUGGCACCUGAGAAGAGUAAGAGCUGAGGCAUAAUCUCUGCCCCAGAAAGAUUUUCUGAGAAAGGAAAAUAACAAGGCCACAGAGGAAUGAAGAGAACCAGAAGCCCGUCUCUUUCUUUUCUACUAAUUUUGCUAGCCAUUUUGUUUGUCACAUUCUCAACAGUCUGUGUUGAAGCCAGAAAGAGCGGUAAUCCCAAGAAGAACAAUGCUCAAAAACAGAGGAAGCCGAGGAAUGGCAAUGGCCCUGCACCAGCUCCUGGCCCGUCAAGCAGCUUUAACAUUCUGUCUUUCGGAGCAAAAGGCGAUGGAGUUUCCGAUGACUCAAAGGCGCUUCUAGCAGCAUGGAAAGCUGCUUGCAAGAGGCCGACGUCGACCGUGGAAAUCCCACCGGAGUUCAAGUUUCUGAUCAAACCCAUAACUCUGCAAGGACCAUGCUUGCCAAACCUUGUUUUUCAGAUAGAUGGGACUCUUUUAGCUCCUCCAAAAGUGGGUUCAUGGCCAAAAUCCAGUCUGUUUCAGUGGAUAAACUUCAAAUGGCUCCAGAACUUCACCAUCCAAGGGACCGGUAUCGUCGACGGCCAAGGCUCUAAUUGGUGGAGUUCUUCUCAAACAGAGCAGAAGAGAUUCAAACACAUUCCAGAAAUCAAGCCAACCGCCUUGAGAUUCUAUUCAAGCUACAAUGUCACGAUUCGCGACAUUAGGAUCACAAAUAGCCCUCAGUGCCACCUGAAAUUCGACAACUCUGGCUCGGUGAAGGUCGAAAACGUCACGAUUUCAGCACCCGAAAACAGCCCCAACACCGAUGGCAUUCACCUCCAGAACACCCAUGACGUUGAAAUCCAGCAUUCGAGCAUCGGAUGUGGAGAUGAUUGUGUAUCCAUACAAACUGGCUGCUCCAAUGUUCAUGUUCAUCACAUAAACUGUGGCCCUGGACAUGGCAUAAGCUUAGGAGGACUGGGCAAAGACAGAAGUGUUGCCUGUGUCUCCAACAUCAUUGUUGAGGAUAGCUUUCUGCAGAACACACUAUAUGGAGCAAGAAUCAAAACAUGGCAGGGAGGAAUGGGAUCAGUCAAGAAUGUGUCGUUCUCCAACAUCCAUGUCCAAGAUGUCAAGGUUCCGAUAAUGAUCGAUCAGUACUACUGCGACAAGAAUUUCUGCAAGAACCAAACAGGCGCAGUCUCAAUAUCUGGGGUUAAGUUUGAUCAGAUCAUCGGAACCUAUUCAUUUCAACCGAUCCAUCUUGCUUGUAGCGACCAUGUUCCCUGCACGGAUGUGGAUCUGAUGGACAUUCAGCUGGAGCCAUCGCUAGGGUUUCAAGGAUUUCCGCGAGCUCUGUGCUGGAACUCGUAUGGCAGAUCGCAAGCUCCGCUUGUUCCGUCCGCCAUGGACGAGUGCUUGAGGAGCGGCGGCGCCGAUUCAGUCAAGAGAACUGCAAGAUCACACGACAUUGUCUGUUAAUUAGCCUGUAAUUAAAUCGUAGUUAUUCCAUGAGAAAGAUUAGGAAAGAAGAAGGUUAGCUGUUUGAGGAUGGAAAGAGCAGGGGAAACACAUCAGAGACGCACUUGAGCCUGUCUUCUGAGAUUUCCAGGAAUACUUUAUUUUAUUAGUGUUAGUGCGACCAUUUUGUGGAAGCAAACGACAUUAAUUUAUGAGGAAUGGUAGUUACUGUAUGUAUAUAUAAUGAUAAAUUAAUAAAAUACAAGUGGUAUAAUCGAAUC